AGCUAUUCCAGAUUCUAAUAUCAGCCGCUAGAGAACUAAAAUGGCGGGGAAGCACAUACUUUUAACUGGCAUCCCGGGAAUUGGUAAGACAACUAUAGUACAGAGAGUUUGUGAAAAUUUAAAGAAAUCUGGCCUACUGCCACAAGGUUUUUACACUGAAGAAGUGCGGCAAGGAGGUAGGAGAAUUGGUUUUGAUGUGGUGUGUUUAAAUGGAGAAAGAGGGCCAUUAGCCAGAGUCAGUGAUUUUGUCUGUGAUUCAGUAGUAAAAGGCCCGAAAGUUGGACAAUAUGUUGUAGAACUGUCAUCCUUUGAGAAAUUGGCCCUUCCAGCUCUACAAUCUAGACAACAAGGUUGUAGUGUGAUAAUUCUAGAUGAGAUUGGAAAAAUGGAGAUGUACAGUGAGCACUUUAAACAAGCUGUACGAGCUAGUUUUAAUCUUAAUGGUGUAUCUAUUUUGGCUACUAUUCCUGUGGCCAAAGGAAAGCCUCUACCAUUAGUUGAGGAGCUUAGGAACAGGAAAGAUGUCACCAUAAUUACUGUGACUCGUGAUAACAGGGAGAGCCUUGUUCAAGAAGUGACCUGUCUUCUUCUCAGCACAGCUUGAAACAAACUGUGAUUAUAUACUUUGCUUUAAGGAAUUUAAUGAAUUUAUUAUUUGUAUAUAUACACACUUGUAAAUAAAAGUGGAAAAAAGCAUUUCCAUAUAUCUUGCAAUGAA
Messenger RNA from Limulus polyphemus (Atlantic horseshoe crab), 718 nucleotides. Its product is annotated as cancer-related nucleoside-triphosphatase homolog. Gene Ontology annotation, molecular function: ATP hydrolysis activity. The record is from RefSeq and is a predicted model, not a curated record. The transcript has 5 exons. Lineage: Eukaryota; Metazoa; Arthropoda; Merostomata; Xiphosura; Limulidae. Bases 41 to 604 code for a protein of 187 amino acids.